AUGUUUAUUGUUAAAUUAUUUGAAGAUCUUUCAAAAGAUUUUUCUCAACUUCUCGACGCAUCUGAUGAUUACGAUGUUGUUAUUCAAGCUGGUGAAAUAUCAGAUUUUAAAGAAUUUAAAGCACACUCAAAUGUUUUGCGUGCCAGAUCACCUUAUUUUAAAGCUGCUUUAUCUAAUCAAUGGGCAAACCCUCAAAGUGGUGUUACCAUUUUUAAAAAGUCAAAUAUCUCAUCAGAUGUAUUUCGUUUUAUCCUUUGCUAUAUCUAUACGGGAAUUAUUGAUCUAACUGAUCAAUCAAGUUCUAACAUUCUCUCUCUUCUUGUUGCAUCUGAUGAAUUAAUGCUUGAUAAAUUAGUUGAUCAAAUCCAAAAGCAUGUAAGGAUUCUUACUUUAACAUUCUUCAAGCUUCAAAGUUGCACGACAUUACAAGAUCAUAUUAUGAAAACUAUUUGUAAAAAUCCAAAACCGUUUCUUGAAUUGGAGGAAUUUCCGAAUUUGGAUAAAGAUAUCUUUUUAAAACUUGUCGAGAGAGACGAUCUUGAUAUUGAAGAAAUUGAUAUUUGGAAAUAUUUGAUAAAAUGGGGGAAAGCAUCAAUUUCUUCUAACAAAAAAUCUAUGAUGGAUGUCACUAAGUGGGAAAAAAGUGAUUUUGCAUUAUUUAAAAAAUCUUUGGAUCCGUUUAUACCUCAUAUUCGACUUCAUGAAAUUUCCAGCGAAGAAUUUUUUCAUCAUGUUAGACCUUAUAAAAAAGCGAUACCGAAAGAUCUUUAUGAAGAUUUGAUGGCUUAUCAAAUGGCUAAUAUAACUCCCAAAGUUUCAAAAUUGCAUCCACGUUAUGGAUCUAUUAAUAUAGAUUCUGCUAUCAUUGAAAAGGAUAAAGCUGCAAUAAUAAUUAAUUGGAUCGAAAAAAGAACCAUCUUCUCUAGGAAGCCUUUUUACCAAUUUACGCUUACUUAUCGAGCAACACGAGAUGGGUUUGAAUAUAAUAAAUUUAUCGCGAAUAAUAAUAGUAGUGGUGCAAUUAUCGGAUUAAUUAAGAUCAAAGAUUCAAAAAAAAUAAUCGGCGGAUAUAACCCUCUAGGCUUAAGAAAUAAUAACAACCGUUAUAGUGGCAGUAAUCGUUAUCGACAGCAGUGGGAAUCAACUAAUGAUAGUUUUAUUUUUUGUUUUGGAGAUGAAGAAGGUUCCGAUGUUCAUAUACUUAGUCGCGUUAAAAACUCCUCAUAUGCAAUUUAUAAUUACAACGGGUAUUGGAUGAAUUUUGGAAAUUCUGACCUACUGUUAAAUGGCGGGAGUGGUUCUUGCUCACAAAGUUACUAUGAAAAUACGAUUUUAGAUACGAAUAGCUUUGUAGUUGAAGAAUUAGAAACUUUUGUCGUGAGCCAAACUAUUUGA
Messenger RNA from Cetraspora pellucida, 1395 nucleotides. The record is from the annotation of a GenBank genome assembly. NCBI's taxonomy places the organism in Eukaryota, Fungi, Glomeromycota, Glomeromycetes, Diversisporales, Gigasporaceae.